Messenger RNA from Pseudopipra pipra, 2415 nucleotides. RefSeq lists its product as uncharacterized. Bases 1299 to 2045 code for a protein of 248 amino acids. The transcript is spliced from 2 exons. NCBI's taxonomy places the organism in Eukaryota, Metazoa, Chordata, Aves, Passeriformes, Pipridae. The record is from RefSeq and is a predicted model, not a curated record.
GGGCCGCUUAGUGCCUGCGCUGGGGGGCGAAGACCCCGUAGCAGCUGGGGAAGCCCACAUCUCUCGGGCUUUCCUCGCCGCAGCGGGCACGGCUUGCAGCGAAAAAAAGGAAAGGGAAAUUACCCACGGGACAGCAUCCAGGCACAUCCUAAUUUUGUCCCGCUCUAGCACACGCCGCGCUCCCAUCACCGAGAGCCCCCGGGGUCUGACUUGCCGAGGGAGUCGUACAUCUCUGGUCUGGGGAGAGGUGGAGGCACAGCCUCGUCUCUUUAGGCUGGAGGACUGCGCUUGGAGAAAGCCAUCUUCAGAGGUGGAAGCAGCGGGAAAAUUAAGCACUGGCUUCGUACAUACAUAAGCAUCAGUCCUUGAGCUCGUCUUAAGAGAAACCAGGGAGGUUCUGUGUGCCCAACCUGGCACACAGGGAGAUGGAAGGGUGUGCAAACCCUCUCUGCCCACACUCCGUGUCUACUGACCACUCACUUCAGCUCGUCCUCCCUCAAGGCGCCAAAGUCCGAGUCACUUCCUGGGAAAGGAGCUUAUUUAUUUUAAUUUCUCUUUUAUGUUUAGAGCCAAAGUAAUUUCUCCCCAACCCCCUCCUUUGUGCCUCCUUCCCCGUUCGCUGGCAGUACAGAGCAGGUGGUGUGUCUUUUUAACAACAGCUCAGAUUCAAACGGGGAACGCCUGGGAGGGAAAGAUAGAAAUUACCAUCCCUGAGUAAAUGGGGUGAAGCACUUUCGCUGCUCCCUGCGCGGGGACAGCACGCCUGCCCUGCCGGCCUGGCAGCCACUGCCUAGACGGGCAGCGCCGGGUGCGGGACAGAGCGGGCAGAGCCAGCAGCGCCGUGGCUUCCCGUCUUGUUUGAGGUGUGAGUGCGGACUGGGAGAACGGAAUAACAGAGGAGUGAAAAAUGUCCUUGUCUGGGACAAAAAACUCGAGGCUUCUGGAAGAGCGCUGUCAUCUUUUCCGGGGAAAAGAACUGUCACUCCCCCCUGCCUGGGGGCUCCCUGUCCCGGGAGCUGACACGGGUCAGGACCUCGGCGCGGCCGCCGUCGAGGGGCAGCGGGCCCAGCGCGGCCGAUGGCCCCGGUACCCGCCGCAGCGCCAGUCGGGCACCCGUCGGCGCCGGAACUGUCCCGACGCUCCUCCGCUCGCUGCUCCCCUGGGCGACCUCUCCUCCUCGGGUCUUCCAUCCCGCGGUGCGAGUACAUAGGAGUCUGCUCUAAGCCUUAUCUUUUGGGAAACAGCUGGAAACAAGACGGGAGAGAAGAAAGCGACCGACUUAGCCGGCAAAGGAAGACAUGCCGCCACACAGACCUACAGCGAGCCAGCACAGCUUCCCCGGCUUUCGGCUUGUCCUUGCUGUGUCUGCUGCGACCACAGGCCUCUCUACUCAACACCAUGGCUUGUUCGGGGAGCUUCAGGGGUUCCCUUGUGUUGGCUGCAGCUGCUGCCCCCAAGCUCAUACAACCAAGGACGUGGAAAAGCUGACAAGUACCUCACUCGAUACAGCCUCGCUACCUGGACCCCGCGGGGGUGGGCGCGGUGCUGCUCGGCUCGGCCGGCGAGGCUGGAGCUGCGGGGCCGCCCGGCGGGGCCGGGCAGGGGGCAGAGCGGCGGCCGGGCUGUGCGGCCGGCGGCCACCGGAGGGCACGAUUCCCCGCCGGUCCCCGCUACGGCAAGGGGUACGGCUCCCAGGUGAGUCGCUCCCACCUCCAGCAGAGCCAGGCGGGCAUCCGCCGUGCUCCUGCGGCAACCCAAGCCCCGCCAGGCUGGGCCACCCGAGCUUCGCGGCUGUGAGGUGCCGCCCGCCCGCUCCCGGGUCUGUUUGCACAAAUUAUGCGUUUCAGCGAGUCCCGAGUGUUUUUUCUCGCCGAGGCGGCCCCAGGCGGCGGGAGUGCCACUGCCUACACAGGCUGCGGCUGUGCUGGAGCUUGGGGGGAGAUCCGGCACAGGGAUCCUACGCGGACACACGGACACUUCCCAUGGGCUUGCUUCUAGCCCUCGACGCUCGCUUCGUUUGGAAGCUUUGGAAAACAGGCGCAUAAUACGGAGUACUCCAAAGAGUCAGUUUCGUUGUCAAAAUUACUACAGUGGUUUUUAUUUUGUCUUUAAGCUCGUUGUGAUGUGGUCGUUCAUCUAAAAGUCCUAGCGGCUUGCUGCCACAAAAGCAGUGUUGGUCCCAGUGUUCGCAGUGUCCCCGGUGCGCGGCCGGUCCCACAGCCCAGCCCUCCCGCCCCUGGGCCGGCGACAGGGAGCGCUGUGCCCCCCGAGCACAGCCCCUCGGCAUGUCCUGCAUCCUCCUGUCUUCCCAGCUCUCGAUUCCGUGCAAGGCCGAGAAAUACUUAUAUCCUAUUAUCAAACCAGCAAUCCCACACAGGAGUCAGAUGUCCCAAUAAAUUAAGAUCUGAAAUUAUU